AUGGUCCGACAAGAUGAUCUGAACAGGACCCAUCAGCACUGUGUUCUGGCUGGAGACUCGGCCCGCUUCAGCUCUACACACAGAGUGGCGGAGUGUUCCACCGGGACCCUGGACUACAUCCAGUCUCGCUGCCGGGAGGCCCUGUCUAACCUGAGCAUAGACCCAGAAACAGGGACCCACAGCCUUCUCUCCCUGCUGCCAGCUACCCUGCAAGGCUACGAGGAGAUACACAACGAGGUGGAGUUUGAGUGGCUGAGGCAGUACUGGUUCCAGGGCCAGCGCUACACCCGGUUCUGCAGCUGGUGGGCCAGACCCAUGGGGCAGCUGGAGAAUGACUGGAGAGAGAUGGAGCUCAUGACGCAACUCUUAUUGGCAGCGGUAGAGGAAGAGGGACAACCGGAGGAGGGCAGGAGAGAGAUGGCGGAGACCUUGCUAACUGCCCUGACAGACAGACAGCAGCACAGGCAGACCUGGAGAGACAGCCUGGACACCCUGUGUUCAGGGGCAGACGAGACCCCGGCCCUGGCUCUGGCUCUGUGUAAAAGAAGUGUGGGGCGGGUGUGGAUUGUAAGAUCAACAGAGUGCAGACCCAGCUUUCCUCUGGGGGAGGGGAGGAGGAGGGGAGGAGAGCGGGUACAGCGCUCCCGGACAAAGGGCCCAGCCUGUCAUCAAACCCAGGGGUCAGCAGGGGCCACAGGGGCCAGGCUGGAGUUAUGUUCAGGCUGUGUGACAGAGACCCAGAGAGAGGAACAAUGGGGAUCCCCUGUCCCAGAUGGGAAUUUGAAAGAUG
Molecule: messenger RNA, 790 nt
Organism: Salvelinus namaycush (lake trout)
Lineage: Eukaryota; Metazoa; Chordata; Actinopteri; Salmoniformes; Salmonidae
Product: alpha-ketoglutarate-dependent dioxygenase FTO-like
Exons: 9
Biological process (GO): RNA repair; DNA alkylation repair; regulation of multicellular organism growth
Molecular function (GO): mRNA N6-methyladenosine dioxygenase activity; broad specificity oxidative DNA demethylase activity; ferrous iron binding
Source: RefSeq, a predicted model, not a curated record